Molecule: messenger RNA, 375 nt
Organism: Lactuca virosa
Lineage: Eukaryota; Viridiplantae; Streptophyta; Magnoliopsida; Asterales; Asteraceae
Source: the annotation of a GenBank genome assembly
AUGCCUCCCAAAAAACUUCACGCAGCAAUACUAUGCAGUCCAGGUGUCGGUCAUCUAGUUCCAGUAUUAUUACUUGGCCGCCGUCUUAUCAAUCACCACAACCUCCAUGUCACCGUCCUCGCCGUCACCACCGCCACCUCAACAGCGGAAUCCCAACUCCUCAAAUCCUUGACCGCCGACAUCCACCUUCCAGUCAUCCAAAUUCCUGCUGCAGACAUCUCCGAAGUCGUUUCUCCAGAUUCCAAAGUGUUCACUAAGAUUUGCGUCAUGAUGCGGGAAACAAUACCCACCAUCCCCGUACCACCAUAUCCUCCAUGGACCCUCUUCCCGACAUCCUCGUCGGCGAUAUUUUCUCAUCGGAAUCUUGGGAUAUAG